Myotis lucifugus (little brown bat) is the source of this 1891-nucleotide messenger RNA. RefSeq names its product CBFA2/RUNX1 translocation partner 3 (gene CBFA2T3). Gene Ontology annotation, biological process: negative regulation of DNA-templated transcription; DNA-templated transcription. The record is from RefSeq and is a predicted model, not a curated record. Lineage: Eukaryota; Metazoa; Chordata; Mammalia; Chiroptera; Vespertilionidae. Gene Ontology annotation, cellular component: nucleus. The coding region runs from base 61 to 1830 and encodes 589 amino acids. The transcript is spliced from 12 exons. Gene Ontology annotation, molecular function: transcription corepressor activity.
CGAUCGCCUCCGUCUGCCGGACCUCCGGACCUGGACAGGAAGGAGAAGAAGGCUGCCGCCAUGCCUGACUCCCCCGCGGAGGUGAAGACACAGCCCCGGUCCACGCCCCCCAGCAUGCCGCCCCCUCCACCCUCUGCGUCCCAGGGCACCACACGGCACUCCUCCUUCACACCCCACACAAAUCGAGAGGACGGGCCUGCGAUGUCCCUGCCCCACGGCCGUUUUCAUGGCUGCUUAAAAUGGUCUAUGGUCUGUCUUUUAAUGAACGGCAGCAGCCACUCGCCGACAGCCAUCAACGGCACCCCAUCCACGCCCAACGGCUUCAGCAAUGGCCCAGCCACCUCAUCCACAGCCUCACUGUCCACACAACACCUGCCCCCAGCCUGCGGGGCACGGCAGCUCAGCAAACUCAAGCGCUUCCUCACCACCCUGCAGCAAUUCGGCAGCGACAUCUCCCCAGAGAUCGGGGAACGCGUCCGCACGCUUGUGCUGGGGCUUGUGAACUCUACACUGACCAUUGAGGAGUUUCAUUCCAAGCUUCAGGAGGCCACCAACUUCCCACUGCGCCCAUUUGUCAUCCCUUUCCUGAAGGCAAACCUGCCCUUGCUGCAGCGUGAACUCCUGCACUGCGCCCGCCUGGCCAAGCAGACCCCUGCCCAGUACCUGGCCCAGCACGAGCAGCUCCUGCUGGAUGCCAACGCCUCUUCCCCCAUUGACUCCUCGGAGCUCCUGCUGGAAGUCAAUGAGAACGGCAAGAGGAGGACACCUGACAGGACCAAAGAGAAUGGGUCAGACCGCGACCCGCUGCACCCUGACCCCCUCAGCAAACGGCCGUGCACCCUGAGCCCUGCCCAGCGCUUCAGCCCCAGCAAUGGGCUGCCGCACCCCACGCCGCCACACUACCGCCUUGAGGACAUGGCCUUGGCCCACCACUCCCGUGACUCCUAUCGCCACCCUGACCCCCGGGAGCUUCGGGAGCGCCAUCGGCAACUCAUGGUCCAUGGGUCACGGCCAGAGGAAGUGAUCGACCACAGGCUCACUGAGCGCGAGUGGGCUGAGGAGUGGAAGCACCUCAACAAUCUCCUGAACUGCAUCAUGGACAUGGCCGAGAAGACGCGGCGGUCACUCACCGUGCUGCGCCGGUGCCAGGAGGCUGACCGCGAGGAGCUCAACCACUGGGUCCGGCGCUACAGCGAUGCUGAGGACACCAAGAAGGGCCCCUCAACCACCACCGCCCGGCCCCUCAGCAGCUCGACAGGAGCAGAGGGGUCUCAGCUAGACGUGCACCGGGAGUUCAUGCCUAGGACCCUCUCCAGCUACAUGCCCGAGGAGAUCUGGAGGAAGGCUGAGGAGGCGGUGAAUGAGGUGAAGCGGCAGGCAAUGUCUGAGUUGCAGAAAGCUGUGUCAGAUGCCGAGCGGAAGGCCCACGAGCUCAUCAGCACAGAGCGCGCCAAGAUGGAGCGGGCCCUGGCCGAGGCCAGGCGGCAGGCCUCGGAGGAUGCCCUCACUGUCGUCAACCAGCAGGAGGACUCCAGUGAGAGCUGCUGGAACUGUGGGCGCAAGGCCAGCGAGACGUGCAGCGGCUGCAACGCAGCACGCUACUGCGGCUCCUUCUGCCAGCACAAGGACUGGGAGAAGCACCACCACGUGUGCGGCCAGAGCCUGCAGGGCCCCUCAGCCGUGGUGGCCGACCCGGUGCCAGGACAGCCCGACGCCACCACCAGCCUGGGCCCCUGCCUGCCCACGGGUGCUGCCAGCCCCAGUGAAGCUGGCUCCACGGGGCCCUCUCGCCCUGGCUCCCCUGGCCCACUGGACGCCGCACCCCGCUGACCCCUCCUAGACGCGCUGCUCGGCCCACGGACAUGCGCCCACCAACCCCGCCGAGCCCCAG